GCUGUCCCCUUCGAUUCAUAGUUGGGGAUUCAAAGAUUUUGGUUACCAAACUUACUGACAUCACCAAAACUCUACAGACGCUGAUCCUACCAGACCCUCCAUUUAGACCCAGCUGCACUUUUUCUUACAAAAGUUGGUGGUGAGACUACUUUCAUCCUCGGUUUCUUGAUGUUAUGGAGAAUAUUUUAGUUCUGGCCCCUCCACAACUCACCAAAAAAUCUGAAGGGAAGAAAGUAGUAAAAGAGAAUGAGGACUUGGAAUCUGCCAUGGCCGCCCAGAUCAGCCAGCCAGAACUGCCAAAGAGAGCUCCCAAACUCCAAGUCAAAAGGAAAUUUGCUACUGCUACAGAUUCCAUGGAAGAAGAUACCCCCUCCAAGCAGUGAAGAACUGGAGAUCAAGAGGUCAGCAGUAAAACCAUAUGCAGCCAAGAAACUCAUCGAAUCUGCCUCUCCCUCGAGGUCCUCUUCUGCCACGGAGACUGAGACGCAACCUGACAAAACAGAAGAUGUUUCCCUCGAUCCUGCUGCCACGAAAGCUCUUGUGGAAGACAUACCUGCUGAGGGUGAUGGAAACAAUUCUGGCUCCUCUCACACCAAAUCUGGCGAUGGUUCUUCACCCACCACAAAGGUUAGGGGUUCUAAAUUCUCUUCACACAUAGCAAGUAAAAGCUUUAGAACAGUUAGAUCGAAUGAACUCAUCGAUCUAAGCCCAGACAAAGAGAAUACCCCUACACCCGUAGCCUCUCUUGCUAGGCAUGUUCAUGUUGAUGACAUUGAGAGUGUUGCUGCUGAUGUGCCCAUGAUUGAUGAUGAUUUGGAGAAUGAACUCCUUGCCCAGCUGGAUAUGUUGAUGGAUACUCCGGCUAAAUCUGGAUCUGCCACAGAUAGUAAAGGGAAGGCAGUUGCUGAAGAAGUGGAUUUUGAUAUCAACCUUCCUACUCAGGAGCAAAUUAGUUUAGCGAUCAUGACCAUGCAAGAGCUCCUUGGUGGUGAUCCUUCCCAUUUCUGCAAAGUGCCGAACCAGCCAGCCGCCUUUGAAGCGGCUCAAAUCUUUAGCCGAGCCCCACAAUUAUCAUCAACUCAACAAAAAUUCUGGGCAGACUUCACCUCCAUUUAUACGCACUUCAGCAAGAGACUCCGGGUGCUUGAAAGCAAAGUAGCAGCUGCAGAUUCUGUCAAGAAGUCUGUAGCGGAUAGCACUGCCGCUGUCUUGAAGAAGAAAGAAGAAUUCUUGGCAGCAAAGGAGACUCAUAUCACGCAAGUUAAACAUGUCCAAGGGCUUAAAGAAGAAAUCUCUAACCUUGAAGCCAAGCUUUCAGAGUUAAGAAACCAAGUUCCUCUCGCGGAGCAAAGUGAGAAGAAUCUGGCAGAACAAAGAAACAAACUCCGCAUGGACAUAGAAGCUGGAUUGAAAUCUACUGCCAAGAUCAAGGAGCAGCUACCUUCUUUCACAGCCUCUGCAGAUGAAGCCGCUGAAGAAAUAAAGAACAUGAGAGAAGAAUGGAGUUCAUGGCAAAACAACCUUUGUUGAUUUUUCUCUUAUGUAUCUCCUUGUCUCUUUGUUGGUUGAAAUUGCACAUUGUCAUGUUUGAACAUAUUGUUUGCGGCCUAUUGGCCAUGCAAACUUCUUUUCAAUGUUGAUCUCUUUCUUGGCUCAUAUACUGGAAAUCUGCUUGUACUUUUUGUUCAUACUCUGGUAUAGGUUGAAAUC
Molecule: messenger RNA, 1710 nt
Organism: Rubroshorea leprosula
Lineage: Eukaryota; Viridiplantae; Streptophyta; Magnoliopsida; Malvales; Dipterocarpaceae
Source: the annotation of a GenBank genome assembly